CGGAAAAAUUAUCAUAGCUUUUUAUUUUUUUGGGACAACUAAAGGGGUUUAAUUAAAAUAAUGAACAUUUUUGCAGGGAUCAAUUAGAGAAAUUUCGAAUGGUAUUUUUUUUUCACUGUUCAUUACACUGCUGGUUGGGUCAAGGGGGGUUGGGGUUGCUGACUCCUAUAUACUAUAGUGGUACAGUCUCGACGGUGUGCUGGACGGUGUCAUGGAGGUACGUUGAUAUACCUCAAUAAUUCUGCAAACACCCUAAACAAGAAAAAACAAGUAAAUUAAUAAUUUAAAGAACGUCAAAUUGUCGAGUUUGCUUACUACUAAUUUUAUUAUUUACAUUAAACAAAUGUUUUCCCAACUUGAAAUAUAUUUAAAUAAUUAUAAUAUUGGUGAAGAUGGUGAAAAUAUCUUGAUUUUAUACGAAAACUACGAAAUAUUUACAACCAUUCUACGGUUUUUGACAAUCAACUUGGCGAAAUAUUCAAUCCGGCCAAACAUUAACAUCUAUUGUUUAUUUAUUGAAUGUGAUAGUAUCGAUGAGAAUGCAGUAUUCUAUAGAAUAACAAAUAAUUUCUUCAAGAAAGGAGGGAAACUUAACUUCAAAGGCUACACAGUCUCUCUAAGUGAUUUUUUUGUUAAUGAAAGGAUACUAAUAAAAUCUAUAAAAACUUGUAAAGUUGAUAAAGAUUUAAAGAAAUGUUAUUCAUAUUCAAACAAAUUAUUAAGCAGUACAUUAAAUCAAGAUCUAAUAUUAAAAAUGCAAUACAAAGUUGUUUGCUCUGCCGCUAGGUCAUUAAACUGUGCUACUGUUAUUUUUAAUAAAUGUACCAUCACUUCAACAUCUGAUAUUAUAAGUAGUAUGAUUCUAGGUCAUAAGAGUAUUAUAUCAUUUCAAGGUUUCCAUUGUAAAAAAAAUAUGAAUAUUCAAGUGUUAUACCCUAUGGACAUUUUCAAUUUAAGUAUUCCUACUAAUGUUUACAGUCAUGAGAAUUAUAGAAACUAUGACAAAAAUGUAAAUAAGUUCGAAGGCCAUAUACAGAAAUUGACUAAAGAUUUCAUUUUAAAACUGAAUUCGGUUGACAAUAUCAUUAAAACACUUAAUGAGCUAAGUAAAAAGUUAGACCUUGAUUAUAGCUUCUCUGCUAAUAAAUAUUGCAAACUUUGUUACCAAUCAAUUGAUAUAUGUGUACCUUCAUCGAUUGUGAAUGCAAAGCAGUUUUCUGUAUCUAUAUCUAGAAUUGGAAACUUAAUAAGAAUAGUACAAAUCAAUAAUUUAAAAGAAAAAAUAUUUAAUAAUAAUCUUCGUUUUCCCCUUACGUAUUUUAAUAUAUCUGCAGAACCUUGUACUCCAUCACUUAACUUUAAGAAAUUAUACUGUGCAAUGAAUUUCUGUUAUUCAUGUAUUACAUAUAUUGUAAGAUGUAAAAAAGUAUCAUGGGAAAUAGAUGUUUCCAAUCAUUUUAUUGAAAAGUAAUACAAUAUGCAACUAAAAAACUUUAUUUUUUGUGUAUAUCAUUAUAUAUUUCGUAGUUCAAUCAAAUUCUAUAUCUCAUUAUAUUAUUAAAUAAACCGGAAAAAUCUCUUUCAACAAAUUGUAACAUAGAAUCACCGCUCUAUCGGUCUUCUACCAUUUAAGGUUCUUGCUGCUGUCCGUGCACAUCGCCAGGUUGAAAGUGUGUAUGUGUAUGCAUUUUUUCAUGCUUGAGUAAUUUAUAUUACUUGCUUAAGUAAUAUAAAUCUGAAACAACAUUGAAUGAAACAUUUGCUCUGUGCAUUAGAUCGGGCGUGAGAAUGACGUAUAUGC
Phymastichus coffea is the source of this 1801-nucleotide messenger RNA. RefSeq lists its product as uncharacterized. Bases 344 to 1471 code for a protein of 375 amino acids. The record is from RefSeq and is a predicted model, not a curated record. The transcript is spliced from 2 exons. Lineage: Eukaryota; Metazoa; Arthropoda; Insecta; Hymenoptera; Eulophidae.